AUGGGGGAUGAAACACAAAAUUCAAAGAAAUCAAAGACAAUGAGGCAGAAGAUACAACCCAACCUUCAACAAUUUAUGCUUAAGAAAAUAAAAUCUCAAGGCAAUUCUUGUUCUUCACCGAGAGAUAUUGAGGCUCCUUCUCCUAAUGUUAGUGAGUUUCCUUCCAUUUCCCCUCAAAGUCAAGAAAAUAUUGUGGAAUUGAACAAUUCAAGUACUUUUAGUGAACCAUCACAAGAGGAAGAAUUGUUAUAUGAUGUGGAACUUCUUCCACAUGAUCCGGGAAAAAGAAUAAAUAUAAUGGAUUAUGCUCCAAAUCAAAGAAAUGCUGUAAGGAGAGCAUACAUUCUUAAGAAACCUUGUCAACCAAUAACUCAUGAUUUUCCUCAAAGAGAGUUAGGAGGUAUGCGCAGUUUUAGUGUUUCUUGGUUUAAGAAAUUUGAUUGGCUUGAAUAUAGUGUUGAGAAAGAUGCAGCAUUUUGCUUUGUUUGUUACUUGUUCAAGAAUGAUGGUAAAAUUAGUGUGGGAGGAGAUGCAUUUGUUUAUGGGGGAUUUAGAGCAUGGAAUAAACCCGAUAGAUUUGAGAAGCAUGUUGGUGGGGUUAAAAGUGCUCAUAAUCUUGCUUAUGAAAAAUUUGUGAUUUUAAGAGACUCGAAAGAGAAAUCUCUUGUUCAUGUUUUUGAUAAUGCAACUGAUAUGAUUCGAAGUGAGUAUGAAACCCGUUUGAAAGCUUCACUUACUUGUUUGAGAUUUCUAUUGCGCCAAGGGUUGGCAUGUCGUGGACAGGAUGAAAGUGGAGAGUCAAUUAGUAGGGGGAAUUUUCUUGAGCUUUUAAAGUGGCUAGCAGAACAUAAUGAUGGGAUUAAAAAGGUUGUUUUUGAAAAUGCCCCAGGAAAUUGUCAAAUGACGUCUCCUACAAUUCAAAAAGAUCUCAUCAACUGUUGUGCUAAAGAAACGACAAAGCGCAUUAUACAAGAACUUGGUGAUGACUACUUUGGUAUUUUGGCCGAUGAGUCGAGCGAUGUGUCUCAAAAGGAACAACUAGCUCUUUGUUUGCGUUAUGUUGAUGGUAAAACAGAAAUGAUAGUAGAACGAUUUCUUGGGCUCGUACAUGUUAGUGACACCACUGCUAUGUCACUUAAAAAUGCAAUAAUAUCUUUUCUUAUGGAGCAUUCGUUGAGUCCAUCUAAAAUUAGAGGUCAAGGGUAUGAUGGAGCAAGUAACAUGAAAGGUGAGAUAAAUGGUCUUAAGACAUUGAUCAUGAAAGAUACUCCAUGUGCUUACUAUGUUCAUUGUUUUGCUCAUCAACUACAAUUAACAUUGGUUGCCGUUGCUAGAAAAAAUAAUGAUUGUAGUUGGCUUUUUGAAACACUUGCAAACUUGAUGAAUGUGAUUGGAGUUUCUUGCAAGCGAAGAGAUAUGAUUCGAGUAAUUCAAGCUCAAAAAGUUGCUCAUGCUUUGGAAAUUGGUGAACUUGAGAGUGGAUCGGGUUUGAAUCAAGAGUUGAGGUACUUGUCACAGCCCGACCUAAACUAG
Messenger RNA from Salvia miltiorrhiza (redroot sage), 1533 nucleotides. RefSeq lists its product as uncharacterized. The transcript has 2 exons. NCBI's taxonomy places the organism in Eukaryota, Viridiplantae, Streptophyta, Magnoliopsida, Lamiales, Lamiaceae. The record is from RefSeq and is a predicted model, not a curated record. The coding region runs from base 1 to 1533 and encodes 510 amino acids.